Molecule: messenger RNA, 1218 nt
Organism: Yamadazyma jaroonii
Lineage: Eukaryota; Fungi; Ascomycota; Pichiomycetes; Serinales; Debaryomycetaceae
Source: the annotation of a GenBank genome assembly
AUGAAUUUAUUUUGGUUGUUCUUUAUAGUAUGCGUUAGAUCGAUGAUCAUCCCAAGCGAGAUUGACUUGGAAGAAGUCUUUCCAGAGAAUGUAUUAGAAUCAGAACACAUGGAAGUAUUAUACGAAUUUUAUGACGAAUUACAAGACAAGUUAAGCAAAAGAGACACUGAAUCAACCAUCGAAAGUUUAAUUGAAUUGUUGAAUAGUUCAGGGAUAGUUUGGACUGUUUUGAACUAUGCUGCUGAUCAUGAAAAUGUCAUUGACUUGUUGACGAAUUACACUGGUGGAUUCCUUGAAAAUGCUAUUUCAGGCAAUAAGACUGAAUCAUCAGAUAAUUCUGGUAGCACCAUAGGUAAUUUGGUUUCCGGCAUUGCUGAUACCGUGGAUCUUGGUGCCCUUGGUAAUAUGGUACUUGAUAGUGGGUUGGUCAAAAGCUUAUUAGAUGGUUUGUUAUUAGAUGAAAACUUUAGACCUCACUUAUCUGAUAUUAUCUAUAACGUCGUUGAAAAAAACAUGAACUUGAUAGCUAUCAUAGCCAACAACUUGUUGAAACCUGCUCAAAAUAAAGAAUUGUUAGCUAGAGAUUUACAAGAACAUGAAAACUUCAAGAGAGCUUUAUCUGACUCCAUUACCCAGUUAAUCGGUAACUUGGGAGGGGCAUUGUUGAAUUCUCAACUUUUUUACUCAGGCUUAAAUGAUACUUUGAUUGCCUUGAACGAUACAAACUUCCUUGUUUACACUGUUCAGAAAUUUUUAUCCACCCCUGAAUAUCUUAAUUUGACUGGGGAAUUACUUACUCAAACUAUCAGUAAGUCGGGUAUUAAUAUUCUUACAUUACAAUCGACCAUUUCAUCUUUGGCUUCCAGAAUCAACAUCACAGAAAUUGUUGCAGGUGCAUUGGGUGAUACUCAAGCAAUUACUUCGUUAUUGGGAAGCUUAUUAUCUGGUGAAGGAGCUCAAUUAACAGGUUUCUUGAAACGUUACAUCCCUGGUAUCAAAGCUAUCGUAAAUGAUUUAGAGGACAAAGGACUUUUCGUAGACUUGAAUAAUCGAUUGUUUCCUUCCAGUUCACCCUCAUCUACUUCCUCAGCUUCAUCAAGCAAUAAAAAAGCUGAAAAUACAGAAAUUUCUGUUAUUCUGGAUUCAGGUUCCAGUUCAACAUUCAAUGGUUUAAUCCUUUUCCAAACCAUUGUCUACAGUUUACUAUUCUUCAUUUAA